Messenger RNA from Bicyclus anynana (squinting bush brown), 511 nucleotides. RefSeq names its product RNA polymerase II transcriptional coactivator-like. The record is from RefSeq and is a predicted model, not a curated record. The coding region runs from base 119 to 433 and encodes 104 amino acids. Lineage: Eukaryota; Metazoa; Arthropoda; Insecta; Lepidoptera; Nymphalidae. Gene Ontology annotation, molecular function: DNA binding; transcription coactivator activity. Gene Ontology annotation, cellular component: transcription regulator complex; nucleus. The transcript has 2 exons. Gene Ontology annotation, biological process: positive regulation of transcription initiation by RNA polymerase II.
GUCUGUGGUGUCUACUAUCUAUUCUCUUAUUUUCUUUUCUUCGGCCUUCGCUAAUCGCAGUUGCUAUUGCUAUUGAUUUUUGUUAAACUAUCCAAAAUUUUUAAAUUACAUUUCUAAAAUGCCGAAAAAUAAAAAAAGGGAAUCAUCCAGCAGCAGUGAUGAAGGUCCAGUCGAUCGCAACCCACCAGCAGAAAAAAAAGCCAAAAUGGGUUCAAGAACUGAUGCCAAAGAACCUACCUGGGUGCUCCAAGGAAAUAAGCAAGUGAAGAUUAGGCAGUUUAAAGGAAAAGUAUAUAUAGAUAUAAGAGAAUUUUAUGAGAAGGGUGGUGAAUUGCUACCAGGCAAAAAGGGAAUUAGCCUUACACCAGAACUGUGGAGAAAAUUGUUGUCAUUGGGAGAUGAAAUAAAUGAAGCUAUAACUUCAGUAUGUUAACUUCACCUGAAAAUUGUUAAAAACUAAAAUUUUUUUGCUAACUUAUAAAUUUUAAUAAACAUGUUUCUCAAAUAAAAA